UUAGGUGAAUACAAACGGAUUGAUAUCGUUUUUUACAUCUGUUAGAGCAUUUACCUCAGAACAGUUUCCUAAAAUUGGCAAUCGAAUAGUACUUGCUCCUUUCUGGGCUGAUAUAGAUACUAGUGGGUGUGGUUCAACCUGCGGUAUAUGGUAUAGAGAAUCAACAGAAUUAGUCGACCUAAACAAGGCAACCUCAGAGAUCCGGUACUUUUUUCCUGUAAUGAAGCAUUUUAGCGCAAGCUGGACGUAUAUUGUUACUUGGUAUAAUGUGCCUUUCUUCGGAGCCUCAACUUUGGGCAUGAACAAGAGAAAUAUUUUUCAAGCUGUUUUGAUUACAGACAGCAAAAACGCAUUUGUAAUUUACAACUACAAUAAGAUAGAAUGGACCACAGGGACGGCUAGUCAAGGUAAUGCUGAUAUCGGACUUGGUGGAAUACCUGCUCAGGUUGGUUUCAAUAUGGGUGACGAAAUUCACUACUAUUCCGUCGAAGGUUCACGAAAAUCCGAAAUUAUCAAUUUACCUAAUCUAUCAAACGUGAAAUAUCCAGGAAAAUUUGUCUUCAGAGUAGAUUUGAGAGAUAUAGAACCUGCUCCAACACCUGAUACUGAUCAAUGCUUCAUAAAGGCUGCAGACAUUGUAUUCGUUGUAGAUUUAUCUCUCAGUAUAGACAUGCAUGAUUUGAAAAAUUUAAUAUCUGAUGUUAUAUCAAAGCUGCCGAUUAAUGCUAUGGAAUGUCAGAUUGCAAUGAAAUCUUUUUCAACAUCAGCAAAGACAGACUUCCGUUUCAAAGACCAUAAAACGAAAACUGAAAUCAUCGCUCAUAUUGCCAAAAUGAACACAGCUAAAGGUGUUUCAAAUCUAAAGGAUGCAUUGAGUUCUACCAUGCGAAUGUUCUCUUAUAACGACGGUUCCAGAUUGUAUGCAACACGUUUCGUAGUCAUAUUCACUGAUGGUUUGAUGGUUGCAAGUAGCGAACUUAAAACGCAAGCAGAUCAUUUACUGGGCUUUUCAAAUAUGAAAGUUGCUACUGUUGGUAUUGGUUCUUCUGUAAAACAUGAUCAUCUUGAACGGAUUUCUACAGACAUAAACUCAAUUCUUCGACCAUCAGCAAAUAGUAUUUGGAAAUAUCUACAAUCGUCCUUAGCUGUUCCUGGAUGUCUUGCCUGUGAAGUAGAUUUUGGAGGUGAAAUACGCAUCCUGCUUGAGAAUUCAGGAUCCAUAACAAAAGAACUCUUCCAAGAAGGAAGACAGUUUAUAUAUACCUUCAUCGAAGAGCUCACAUCUUUCAAUUUAACGAAUGUAGAUGUAUCAGUGGAUAUAUUCAAUGAAGAAGUUAUAGAGGCAAUUCAGUUAAAAAAUAUUUCUGGAAUGGAACGUAAACUUGGUGGACUUUCCAUUAUCGAAUAUUCUAGACAUAAUGUCAAUCAAUCACUGCUGCUACAACACAUCAUAGAUAUUGGGAUGACUACAUCGUCAAACAGUUUUAUUAUAUUUAUAUCAAAUGGCGUCUUCCUUGAUUCCCAUCUCAUAGAAAAACUAAAACACUCAGUUGUAAAUGAGACAUCGAUCAUAGUAUCUGUAGGUCUUAGCGUAGAUACUGACUGGGAUAAUUUAGAAGAUCUGGCAUCAUAUGGCUAUUUUGUGUUCUCAAGUGAAGAUGCAACUCUUCUGGCACGUCAUUUGAAGAAAGAAAUGAAAACAACGACAUGCACAUAAAUUUCAUUUGACAAAUUGAUUAAACUGAUUCUAUCAUUACAAUCCAAGCGAGCACGAGGCUAACCAUAGUAAAAUACGGACUUUUUCAUAUUUAAAUAAUGAUAAGCAUCUUGUUUACACAACCACUCCUGAAACAUUCGGUAGAAUAUGUUGUUAUUAGUAUUAUUAUGUUCCUCCUAUUUUUAUAAAUUAGUUUUUGAUUCAAUGAUUUAGUAUAAUUUGUUGCAAAUUAUUGGGUUUGUCGAACAUUUCAAAUUUGAAAAUAAUUUCAAUAUGUUCAAUGUAUUUUAGAGGAUUUGGCAUAUAACAUUCGUAGAACCUCCCAUAUGUACUGUUCAUGGAAACUAAAUGAAACGUAUUUUGAAUGCAGUUGCCGAAAUAAGACGGAAUCGAUUAAUUUUUUUCUAACAAUUCAGUAUUUUUAAGCGUGAAGACAUUAGUUGAUUCAAAUAUUUGAUAUGCUAUGAUAAUUGUGUUUGCUCUCAUGUAACUGUUUUACUGAACAACAUAAUAUAAGGAGUUAAAUUUGCAUCUAUUUCUCGAGACUGAUUUAAUUUGGAAUAAAGAAAAUAAAAAGAGAUAUUAGGUAUACGUACAUAUUUUAGUAUGCAUCGAUACUUUUAUUUUGGCAUUGCACAAGUCAUGUCUUCUUUGACUGUCAUUGACGUUAAAAUACUAAAUCCCUGGGAUGUGUUUUAGUUGAUUUUAGUCUCUGAUGCAUAAUUUUUUAUUAUUAAUUGUUUGUGGCUCUUAACUUGCUUUCAAUAAUUGGGAGUACUCUCAAAUCGUACUUUCGUGUUAAUUUGACCUGUUGAUACAAUUUAUAAUGCAUUU
Mytilus californianus (California mussel) is the source of this 2551-nucleotide messenger RNA. RefSeq lists its product as uncharacterized. The coding region runs from base 221 to 1717 and encodes 498 amino acids. The record is from RefSeq and is a predicted model, not a curated record. Gene Ontology annotation, biological process: cell-matrix adhesion. Lineage: Eukaryota; Metazoa; Mollusca; Bivalvia; Mytilida; Mytilidae. The transcript has 6 exons.